GGCUCACUUACAACAUGGAUGGCACUCAGAGACCGUCAGCAGUCCUCGACUCGCUACCGUACUAUGACAGCGAUCUCGAACAGUAUCCCAUUCUCAAGGAGAAGGUGGAACAGGAACUGGCACGAGAGCCAAAGCCACCACAAGGUCUGCAUCCACUGGUUCCCCCUCCCUAUGACCUAUUCAAGAACAAUCCGAUGCUGGCUGCGGAACUAGCACGCGUGGAGGCUCACCAGCCUCUGCCACCCCUUGACACCGUCAGAUACCAACUGCCUGCACCCACGACGUCACCAGGCACCGAUGAGGAAUGGCAAGCAGCGCUCCGCAAUGCGCACGCUCAGCUGGAGCAUCAACGUAUUCGGCACACCAAUCUCGCCCUGCUGCAGUCGUAUGGUGCUAAUGCGUGGCGAAUACAUAACUACCGCCUAGAGGAGGCAGCAAAACAAGCCGAGAAAGCGUUGGAAGAGCUAAAGGAGAAGACGGUCGAGCUGAACAGACAACGCAAAAACACGCAGACCAACUACGGCGCGCAGCUAACAGCACUGGAAAUAAAAUGGACAGAGCUGCUGUCCAGCAUUCUGCAGAUAGAGAUGGCCAAUGUCGCGCUGGACGCAGAAGUGAGUCGUAUCCACAAGCGAGAGGCAGAGCUGGAGAACAUGUAGCGUAGUACUGUUAGCAUUCGAUUUUAGCAUUUGCACGCUGGUUUUUGGUCCCAUAUGAAUGCCUAAAAUGGUUGAUUUCCUGCUGCCGAC
This is a messenger RNA of Pisolithus orientalis, 749 nucleotides long. RefSeq names its product breast carcinoma amplified sequence 2. The transcript is spliced from 4 exons. Bases 15 to 659 code for a protein of 214 amino acids. Gene Ontology annotation, cellular component: catalytic step 2 spliceosome; Prp19 complex; precatalytic spliceosome. Lineage: Eukaryota; Fungi; Basidiomycota; Agaricomycetes; Boletales; Pisolithaceae. The record is from RefSeq and is a predicted model, not a curated record. Gene Ontology annotation, biological process: mRNA processing.